AUGACAGCCAAGAUAGACGCGUACAUCGACUGCGUCUCGCCGUACUCAUACUUCGCAGCACUCUACUUACGGCGGAAUCGGAAGGCACUAGAGUCGCAUGGAGUGGAAGUCGAGCUUCAUCCGAUCUUCUUAGGAGGUGUCAAUGUUGCCUCUGGCAAUAAACCUCCUUGGACAUUGCCGGCCAAAGCGGCAUAUGGCAAAUUCGACAUGCAACGGGCAUGCAACUACUUCGGCACUUCACAAAACAAGACUCCGGAUUUCUUCCCCAUUCUCUCAAUCAUGCCCCAACGCUGCUUGAUCUAUAUCAAAAACAACCAUAGUCGCGAACUAUUCGAAAAGACAUUUCUCUCCCUGUCAGAGUGGAUGUAUCAAAAGAACAUCGACGUUAGCAAGCCUGAGAACUUGGCGAAACUUCUACAAAGCCACGGGUUCUCCGAUGAGGAUAUCAAGAAGAUUCUAGCCGCGGCGUCGAGUCCGGAGUAUAAGCAAGCGCUUACGGAUAACACGCAGAAAGCGCUUGAUUUGGGCGCUUACGGGGCGCCUUGGUUUUGGGUGAGAAACUCGGAGGGCAAGGAGGAGCCUUUCUUUGGGAGUGAUCGGUUUGCGUAUAUGUGGCAGUACCUGGGCUUGCCGUUCCAGGAUAUCGCUAUCAUCGAGAAGGAGAAGGCGAAA
Messenger RNA from Penicillium longicatenatum, 672 nucleotides. Its product is annotated as putative DSBA family oxidoreductase. The transcript is spliced from 6 exons. Gene Ontology annotation, biological process: glutathione metabolic process. The record is from RefSeq and is a predicted model, not a curated record. Gene Ontology annotation, cellular component: peroxisome; mitochondrion. The annotation marks the transcript as partial. Gene Ontology annotation, molecular function: glutathione peroxidase activity; glutathione transferase activity. NCBI's taxonomy places the organism in Eukaryota, Fungi, Ascomycota, Eurotiomycetes, Eurotiales, Aspergillaceae.